Gregarina niphandrodes is the source of this 2274-nucleotide messenger RNA. RefSeq lists its product as hypothetical. Lineage: Eukaryota; Apicomplexa; Conoidasida; Eugregarinorida; Gregarinidae. Bases 1 to 2274 code for a protein of 757 amino acids. The record is from RefSeq and is a predicted model, not a curated record. The transcript has a single exon.
AUGUCCGAUCAUUCGUAUAAUCUAUUCAGUAUAACAGUAGAGUGUCCGACUGAGUCAGGUCGUUUGUUACAGACGCGGUAUCCGAUGCAGUUGCACUUACAUCUUGAGGUGAUACGUGCGUAUGCUGAGAUGAAAUGUGGUUGUUAUAACUUAGAAAAUAUCUUGCGGGAAUUUCAGUCGCCGGAUGCUGGUGAGGUAUCUAAGAGCUACCGUUUGGAUUGUUGGGGUGAGGUUUGUGCGGAUUAUCGUAAGUUGAAGCCGCGGAAUUCUCUGCCUGAAGUUUUAAAUUAUAUUGGUUCGAAAAUCCAUGAUUUGGAGUACAAUGCUUCGAUCCGGGGACCUUUGGAAGAGGAAUCAUUUGGAUUGGAAAAGGGUGGCUCGUAUGACGCCGCCAAGCGGGAAGGUCGCGGUGUUCGGAGACAUCAUGUGGCAAUGCACGGAGCAGAUACGGGCGAGUUGGAAGAGGGGUUCGGCAAAACCGGCGAGUUCGGGGACCAAUUCACAGACCAGCCCUUCGCGUCGAACCAGCCGUUCGCGUCGAACCAGCCGUUCGCGUCGAGCCAGCCAUUCCUGUCACAACGAGUAGAUCACCUCGGCGAUGCGCUAAGUCAGACACACAUUCAAGAUGCCCUCAAGCUCACCCGACAACGCGUGGAGAAUGAAAGGCGGAAAGAAGAGGAAUUGAAGGAGAAGAACAAACUGGUAGCGCAAGUCGCGGAGGCGCAACGCCUUUAUGAGGAGGCUGUCCAACAUAAAAUCAUGUACGACGAACUACACAUUCCUCUGCCUGACGACAUGCAAAAAAUAUUAGACCAGGGUCUACCAAUAACGGACCAGACUCCCCCUGUUGCAGGGACGUGUCCAGACAAGUGGGCCGACAGUCCAAAGUGGGAUGCUCGGCGCUGGGACGAUCCCGAGGCCCGGGGAGAUGAGCUGGACUUCGACUAUGUUGUUGGCGAUCAGCCGGAAGAGAGCAGGGAACUCGACUUGAGGGGACUCGACUGCGGUCGAGACGCCCGUUCACGACUUAAGUCGUCGUCGGGACCCAAGUCGGGGCCCAAGUCGUCGCCAGUACCCAAGUCGUCGUCUGGGCCUCACUCCACGGCCUGGGAGUCCUUGGGACGGAGUGGAAGCCCCAUAGAUUUAAAGCGUGCCAUGAAAUGUGCCGAUGAACCUGAGGUCCAUGACCGUGAGGUCCAUGACCGUGAGGUCCAUGACCGUGAGGUCCAAGCGGUCGAUAAUAGGAAGGAUAAUAAUCCCCGCAAACAAAAAUGGGUCGAGGACGAUCGUGGUAGCGACCAAGAGAGUUCCGGAGAGUGGAAGUGUGCCGAAAGGGGACGCGGUGAAAGAACUCGAAAGGACUAUCGAUGGGCGCCAUCCGCUGCCAUUUCUCCCGAGGAGGGUUCCUCAUCCUCCGAUCCUAGGGCACCCAGUCGAUCGAGUCAGUCGCCUUCCAAGCGGAGCGCAGAAGAGCCACAACGCAACGGGAGUCCUCAUGAUCCAAGUCUUCAUAACCGAAAAUCUCAUGGUCCAGGUCCGAACGACCGUCGUUUUCUGGACUCGAUGUACCAGCGCUAUCUGGAAGAAAAGUUUGUCAGGGACGGUGAAGACAGAUAUAGUCGUAGCGCUCGUCGUAGCGACUAUGGAGAUUCCGAUAACGCUGAGAAGCAUUUGGAAGACAAGUAUUCAAGCAAGUGUGCAGGCAAGUGUGCAGGCAAGUGUGCAGGCAAGUAUGCAGGCAAGUAUGCAGGCAAGUAUGCAGACCCAGCAUAUGCGGAAUAUGUAAAUAGGCACUUGGAAGACAAAUAUGCGACCAAGUACGCAGGCACGAGGGAUAAUGAAGGCACGAGGAAGUAUGGGGAUAAACAGACAGGCAAAUCUGGAGAUAAAAAUGCAGGCAAAAGUGCGUCCGACAAGAACAAAAACGUGUGCGACAAACAUGCGACUGAGAAGAGUGGCGGAGAUAAAAGACAAGGCGAAAAAUAUGCCCCAUGCCGGAAGGAGCAGGAUGGCGGUGAGUACUUAUCGGAUUCUAGCGAUUCGAAAGAACGACGACGAAACAGAGGCCGAGUCGCGAAGGUGGACCUAAGCGGACUGAUUGACGAGGGAGGGUAUAUUGACGUGGAGGCGACCAUGGCUUUGGCCAAGGUCCUCAAGAGGCUGCAGAAGGUCGGUGACGAGCAACGCUUCCAGGUCCUGAAGUUCGAGAAAGAUCGGAAAAAUAAACUUGAGAGUGAAUAUAACAUCAAAGUACGAGCUACAGUAGAGCCCUAA